AUAGAGGCAGUGAGAGGCAGGGAGCUCCUGGCAGCCACCAUGAAGGGCCUCAACCUGCUCUGCUGCUGCGUGGCCUCGCUCCUGCUCCUCGGCACUGCAGAGCCACACGCCCCCGGCAUGGACCAUGUCGGCGGUGCUGCCGAAAGCCCCUUGCCAGCCGCAGAGCCCAGGCUGGAGGAGAAGGCAGCUGAUGGCAGCCCUGAGGAGGACCAAGAUGGCGGCCCUGCCAACACCUCCUUGCCUGGCACUGCUGAGGAGGGACGUGGAGAGGGGGAGGAAGAGCCGGUGGGUGGCCUGAGCAGGGACCUGGGGCCAGGGGAUGGCCAGCUGGAGGAGACCACCAGGGAGAAGGUCCAGGAGGGGCCCAGCAAGGCACAGAGCCCAGAGGAGGACACCGUGCUGGGUACCCCGGAGGCAGCGCAUCAUGAAGGGAACCGUGGGCCUGGCUCACAAGAUGGCUUCCAUGCCCGGGAGGAUAAGGAGCCCAGCACCAAGAAAGGAGUCUCUGAGGAGCAAGGGCAGCCUGGGGAAGAGAAAAUGGAGGAGCCAAGAGCAGUGUCUGCUCCUGAGGGUGGACAGGAAGGGGACGAGCAGAGCUCAGAGGAAGAUGACGAACAGGGGGAGUCUGAGGAAGAUGAACAUGGCGAGUCUGAGGAAGAUGGAGGCGAGGAAGAGUCUGAGGAGGAGGGAGAGUCUAAGGAGGAGGAAGAGUCUGAGGAAGAUGGUGCUGGGCCAACAGGGCCUGAGAAUGGAGCUGAAGGGAGUGACAAGGAAGUGGCCAGCACUUCUAGCAAAAAGGGCCAUGGCAAACCAGCAGCUGCAGGCAAGGGAGAAGCCGGGGAUGGCCCUGCCAACUGCCAUCACCCACCCUGUGGGGACACAGCAGAAGGCCCGCCAGCAGCAGUGGAAGACCCACUGGCAGCAGAAGACCCAAUGGCAGCAGUGGAAAACCCACCAGCAGCAGAAGACCCACCAGCAGCAGUGGAAAACCCACCAGCAGCAGAAGAUCCACCGGCAGUGGUGGAAAACCCACCGGUAGCAGAAGACCCGCCAGCAGUGGUGGAAAACCCCCCAGCAGCAGAAGACCCCCCUGCAGACAAGCCAUCACUAGCAGAAACGGAGAGCCCACCUGGCCACAGCACCCACCCAGCUGCCGCUGAGCUCCGGCACAGCCAGAUAGAAGAGGUUGAAGAUGCCAGCGAGCCGACCAAGCGUGACCGGUCCCACUUGGAAAGCACCCUCAAGCUGAAUGAGGACAAACCUGCUGAUGAUUUCUCAGGAGUACUGCAGCGGCUGAGGAAGAUCUACCACUCCUCCAUCAAGCCCCUGGAGCAGUCCUACAGAUACAACGAGCUGAGACAACACGAGAUCACAGCUUACCCCGGACGCACCCUGGGCUCCUCUGCCACAGAUGGGGAGAUCACUUCCAAGCCAAUGGUGCUAUUCCUGGGACCGUGGAGCGUCGGCAAAUCCUCCAUGAUAAACUACCUCCUCGGGCUGGACGACACUCCCUACCAGCUCUACACAGGGGCAGAACCCACCACCUCUGAAUUCACUGUCAUCAUGCAUGGCCCCAAGCUGAAGACCAUCGAGGGCAUCGUGAUGGCUGCUGACAGCGCCCGCUCCUUCUCACCCCUGGAGAAGUUUGGGCAGAACUUCUUGGAGAAGCUGAUAGGGAUUGAGGUGCCCCACAAACUGCUGGAGCGAGUCACCUUUGUGGACACGCCGGGCAUCAUUGAAAACCGCAAGCAGCAAGAACGAGGUUACCCAUUCAACGACGUGUGCCAAUGGUUCAUUGACAGAGCUGAUCUCAUCUUCGUUGUUUUUGACCCUACAAAGCUGGACGUGGGCUUGGAGCUGGAGAUGCUGUUUCGCCAGCUGAAGGGCCGUGAGUCUCAGAUCCGAAUCAUCUUGAACAAAGCCGACAGCCUGGCUACCCAGGAGCUCAUGCGAGUCUACGGUGCCUUAUUCUGGAGCCUGGCUCCUCUCAUCAAUGUCACAGAGCCACCCAGAGUGUAUGUCAGCUCCUUCUGGCCCCAGGAGUACCAUCCAGAUACCCACAAAGACCUGUUCCUCAAAGAAGAGAUAUCGCUCUUGGAAGAUCUCAACCAGGUGAUUGAGAACAGGAUGGAAAAUAAGAUCGCCUUCAUACGCCAGCACGCCAUCCGGGUGCGCAUCCACGCCCUUUUGGUCGAUCGUUAUCUACAGACCUACAAGGACAAAAUGACCUUCUUUAGCGAUGGAGAACUGGUGUUCAGGGACAUUGUGGAAGAUCCUGACAAGUUCUUUAUCUUUAAGUCCAUUCUGGCAAAGACCAAUGUCAGCAAAUUUGACCUCCCCAACCGCGAGGCUUACAAGGACUUCUUUGGCAUCAACCCCAUCACCAGUUUUAAGCUGCUGUCUCAGCAGUGUUCCUACAUGGGAGGGUGUUUCCUAGAGAAGAUCGAGAAGGCCAUCACUCGUGAGCUUCCCGAUCUCUUGGGAAGCAUCGGCUUGGGGAAGAAGCCCAACAUUCUCUCCUGCGACAUCACUGGCUGUGGUGAAACCCCAAAGAAUCGCUACAGGAAACCCUAAGGUGUCCUGUAAUAUAACCAUCCACGUGUUCCUACUGGUGAAUGAGCUUAUGUCUUAUCUGUCCAAGAAGCCAUGGUUUGUUAACCCUUUGAGUGCCACACUGGCAAAGGCUACUGUACGAUGAGGACUUUGAGUCAUUGACAUCGAUGGCAGGGGACGAUGGGUGGGCAUAAGAGAGAGAAUAAAAACUGUGAAUUCCUGACAUUUUAUCUUUGUUCUUUUGAGUAGAAGGCAAUGUUUAAGCUGUAAGUAUGAGCAAUGCACAGUAAGCUAGAACUGUAGCUGCUUUUUCACUGGUGCCAAGAGUGCAUGAACAGGAAUUUCAACCUCUGCAUCUCCGAAGCCGGCAGGGAGCAAGAACAAGGGCACGGCGUGAGAGCACAGGGGAAAGUGGUGACACACUAACCCGGGGCAUCACCAGGAGCCCCGGGGGCAAAGCGCUGGGCAAGGAAAGAGAGGCCAGAUCCCAGCUGUUGUUUUCAGGCACAAGCAUCCUACAAAUCUCUGCAAAUAUUGAUCUUGUUUUUCUUUCUGAGACUUGUGGGUUACCAAGUGAGUUCUCCUUUUGCAUAACAGCUGAGUUGAACUUCUGCAGCCUUCACCUGGGUGUUUGCCUUAAGAAGGGCCAUUUGCAGGGGUGUUUGUAGCUCCAGACAGAUAGCCGUGAUGGGAUUUGCAAGUCCAUGUCAGAGGAAGCAGUGGGCUGGAAAGGAGCUGAGCUGUGCUGGAGGAGGAAGGCCAGCACCCCAAAUCACACGGUCCUGCAAGGAGCCAUGAGCAGGUUUUCCUCGCCCUGGGCCAGCACAGGGACGGGGCACUUCAUGCCUGUGUGUGCCAUCAACCUCAAAAACCCAUGCUGGCAAGUCAAGCCUGUGGAUCAGCAGGGCUCUGAGGAUUAAGGGUUUGGCAGUUUGACCUUGUUCAAGUCCAUGUUGCUGUUUUCUCAGUCAAACCCCCAUGUUUUUGUGCUCUGUGGAGGGAGGCAUGAACAGGGGGUCAUUAACCACAUCCUUUUGCCCAUCUGCUGAUCUGUUCUCCCUAGGACAACCCAGGCAGGUUUCUCUGGCUUGUUCACCAAACUUCCCCCAUUUUAGCCAUGAUUUUGUUGGCUCAUCGCUGUGCAUCAACACUCAGUCCUGGGAGGAGAAUGAGUAUUGCUUUGGAAACACCCGAGCAGGGCGAGGUUCCCCGUGGACAGCCAACGUUGAAACCCAGCAGUGAAAGCCAGGGGAUUAGGGGUGGCCUCGUCACUUGGCCCUCAUGGCCAGCAUGGCUGGCUGCUGAGCCGAACACAAACCAGCCAAGAGGUAGAUGUUGGCCUGGAUGGAAACCAGUGCCUUCGAGCCCACCAAGGACCUGCUGAAUGUCCCUUCUCCUUCCUCCUGCCAAAUGACCACAGCUAGCGCUGCUCUCCAGGAAACCUCUGGAGCAGAGGGACUUACCUUUGACAGGAACAAGAAGAUGUGGAGGUGCCAGGUGAGGCAAGAAAAAGGCAAAAGGAAUGAAAGAGGGAAAGAGAAAGCUGGGAAUGGAAGGCUCUUGUGAUGAGAAGGGUGUGAAGGGCAGUGCCCCUCGUCUCCACAUACCCAAAGGGACAUGGCCUAGGGCAGAAGGUCUGUGGAGGCUCCAUGUCCCCUGGCACAGAGGCCAGGCACUGCAAAGAAGAGGUCCCCUCCAGUCCAGGUGAGUUUGGGGGGACACUGCCCAAGGGACUUCCAUGCUCCUUGCCUCUGCUUUGAGGUAGGACUCUACAUUUGAACUUAUGAAGACAAGACCCAAAUCUACGUCCAAGCAUGGGAAGGGGCAUGGCUUGUGCAGAGGGAUUUUGCCCACAGGGCAGAGGGGACCGGAGGUCCGAGGGAAGGCAAACAGAGUGUCAGAGAAAGCAGCAGCCAGAAGAGCCUGGAGAGAAGUGAUGUGUUCGUGAGUCAGUGUCGCAAGGUCUCAAACCUGCCCCAGAGCUGCUGCCCCCCUCCGCUGCUGUUCUUUCUUCUUUCUUGUACAUGAUCCUGUUGUUCAUCAGCGUCCCUCUCUGUCUCACCUACUCCUCCUCGCCUCUAACACUCCUCUGCUGGGCUAGUCUGCAUAGUUUUCUUAAGAGCUAAUGGAAUAGAAACACUGACAGAAAUGGGCUAAUAUUGUCACUGUUCCUGCCAUCACACUGCGUGUCACUGUCACGGCAAGCAAAGGCUAUCAAACAUGUCUAUUUGCGAGCACCGUAUCGCGCCACCUCUUUCCUUGCUGCCCUGUCGCCCCAAAGCCAUGGGCUCUGGGGUACCCAGGGAAAGGCCCCCCAUCCCAGGAAGGAGCUCCAAUGCUCCCUUGUGGCCCUGAACCUAAAGGCGCCAUCACUCUGCUUUCAGGACACUCCCAUCGUUCUCCCCAUCCCUUCUCUGUUUUCCUUUUCUUUUGCUUUAUUCUCCAGCACUCAUUGCCUCCUCUCCUCCCUUUCUCUUCCCUUCAGCACCCACAUGCCCUGUGCAAAGCCCUGGUGCCUGUGUCCUGGAUGGGGCUCCUCUGUGACAGCCAAAACCUUUUUCCCCCGCCCUGAUAUUGUACAUUAGGGUUCUCUUUCCAAAGCGAUGGCAGCGGUGGUCCGAAGCUGGGGCUGUUUUCUGCUCCCUGUGACGCACACUGACUCGGCUCUGUGCUGGCUCGGGGAGACACCAACACUGAGAUGCUUUCUCUCCCGUGGAUCCAAGUAGCUGUCAGUCCCAAGAAGAUUGCAGUCCCCAGCCCCGCUCUCUCCAAGCUUUCUUAGGAGAGCUCUGGGAAUCUGGGAGUGGAAAUGGGGAGCAGGGACACCCUUUCAUUUUGCUAAGAAACCCCAAGCCCCCAUGCCCGCGGCACAGUGGGGUGAGCAUCUCGCCCGAGAGCAUCACAGGAGGGAGGGAGCUGGGACACAGGCCCACGUAGCUGCCCGUGAUCGUCUGCAUUGGGAUAAAACUGUCAGCUUGAACAUCAGCCUGUCUAAUAAAACCUGGUAUUUUCCAGACACA
Messenger RNA from Harpia harpyja (harpy eagle), 5573 nucleotides. RefSeq names its product sarcalumenin (gene SRL). Bases 40 to 2574 code for a protein of 844 amino acids. The record is from RefSeq and is a predicted model, not a curated record. Lineage: Eukaryota; Metazoa; Chordata; Aves; Accipitriformes; Accipitridae. The transcript has 8 exons. Gene Ontology annotation, molecular function: GTP binding.